AACCGUUUCCCUCGGGUGUAAAUAUCAAAGAUCAGAGGAUAUAGCUUUAAGUUGAGCGGGGCAAAGUUUAAAGAAGAUACAGUAUAUGGGGCAAGUUUUUUACACAGAUGCCUGGAACAUGCUGCUGGGUCUGGUGCUGGAGGCUGAGAUAAUAAUUGGGUUUAAGAGGAUUCUAGAGAGGCAGAUGUGGGGAAUGGAGGAAUAUGGAUCAUGGGCAGGCAGAGGAGAUUAGUUUAACAUGGCAUCAUGUUGGGCAUGGACAUUGUGGGCUGAAGGGCUUGCUCCUGUGCUGUACAGUUCUAUAUUCUAAAACAAGCCAGCGAGAUCUUUCAACUCUGAGCAUCACAGGAGUCCGAUUAUUAAGUCACGGGCAUUGUCUCCGUGACAACCGCUAGGCCGCAACACAUCGAGCAACAUGUAGGUCAGGACUACAUCGAGCAUUUCAACCCUUCGCUUGUUCAUUAUCUCAAAUCGUGAAUUUUCAUUUAUUCCCCCCGCAGCCUUGGGCAAUAAUUGCGCUGAAAAGGUUCUGAAGGAUGAGUCGCUGGGAAGGGGAGGAGCGGACGAAGAGGCCGUGACUGAAAUAAAUGGAAGGCUGCUUUGCUGCUGGAACCCACCCGGCAUGGUCCAGCCCAGCAGGGAGAGCUUCCAGUCCAGCCUGUCUUCAUCCCCGCACUGCCAGUCCGAACCACAAAUCUGUGGAGAAUGUUAAGCACGUUCUGGGAUAAUCUCUGGAAUUCAUCAGAAAACAUCUUGCAUCAUAAGUUGAAAAACAAUCCGUACUACCCGUUCACAAUCAGGCAACCCCACGUCUACGAGCUCAACUACAUGAACCAUAAUCUAGCCAUCGGAAUAUUUUUGGUAAUAAGUUCUUUCUGCACAUACACCAUUUGCUUGUUUAAAUCUCUUCCGGGCAGCAUCCAGUUGUCUGGCAUCUUCAUCUUCAUCUUCCUCCUGGGAGCUUGGCUCAUCGUCACAUCCGUUGGCCGCCGGAGCCUCAUCAUCGACCUGAUCGAGGACAUGUACGAGUUCUACAUCUACCGCUACCUCAUGCACAAGGGACCUCUGGGGGAGAUCUACAUCCGGCUCAAGUCUCAGAAGACGGGUCAGGGAGUGUUGUACUACAGACUGAUCCUGAAUGGGCCGCACAUCGAAGUACUCAAUCUAACCGGCAUCAGGCUGACCAUUAACUCAGAGAAACUUGAGAAGAUGGGACUGCGACUGGCUGCCAAGUUGAACCUGAACUACUUUGACUUCACCGAUAUAUCGCUCAGACACGUGAUUAGACAUUGGGUCGUAAUGAAGGUCUGAAGAGCCAGGAUGGGAGAUGGAGGCUCAGUCCGGAAUUAUACCCUAUCUGGAGCCGUCACACAUGGAGUUUCGAGCCCUAUCUCUCCUCCGCAUCACCCUCUUGCAGUUCCUGAAUUUAUCACCAAGGAAAUCUAUUCUACACUUUGGAGGAGUGACCUUUUUGUGGCCAUUUGGCCUCCCAUCACCACCGCAUAGUUCAAAAACCGAGAUUUUCUUGACUUUACAUUUUAUUUAACUAAAAGGUUGAUUUCACAAUUUUAUUUAGUAAUCAGCUUAUUAAGUUAGAAGUUGAUUGAUCACUAAAUCAAAAUGAGAGAGGGCAUAUUGAUGGAAAUAAACUGUUGAUUAAA
Molecule: messenger RNA, 1661 nt
Organism: Leucoraja erinaceus (little skate)
Lineage: Eukaryota; Metazoa; Chordata; Chondrichthyes; Rajiformes; Rajidae
Product: cation channel sperm-associated auxiliary subunit TMEM249-like
Exons: 5
Coding region: 706-1311 (201 amino acids)
Source: RefSeq, a predicted model, not a curated record